Molecule: messenger RNA, 5112 nt
Organism: Porites evermanni
Lineage: Eukaryota; Metazoa; Cnidaria; Anthozoa; Scleractinia; Poritidae
Source: the annotation of a GenBank genome assembly
AUGAGUACAAGUGCCUCUUUUUUGUUUCAGGGUGUGACACCGAAUGUAUGGGGUAAUGGGUCUGCAUGGGGACUGUACUUUUUCAGGUAAGUGAUUACAAAAGGGAACAAAACAAUAUCUUGGAUAGAUUUCAUAUUUUAAAUACACAUUGCUGGGAAUACUGUUGAACAGCUACAUGCGCAUGCAUGACCUCAAGGUUCUUUUCUCCCCUAUUUUCUUCCAUCCCAUCUGCUUGAGUUCCUACUGCUGCUAUUUUCUUCUCUCCUAGGAAAUUAGUACAUUAAUAUUUUGUACAUUUUGUAUACAGUGUUCAGUCGAACCUCUCCACAAUGGCCACCUUGGGGACAGAAGAAAAUGGCCCUUGUUGAGAGGUCGCCGUUAUGGGGAGCUAGGAUUUGUAAUAUGACAAUUUUUUUUAGGGAGCACAACAUGUUUACAGUGUUAUGUUCAUGCUCACUGUCCCAUAAUGAUAAUGAUAAUCCAGUCAUAUAUAACAUAAAAUAUAGUGAUAGAAAUAUACACCAAAAAUUUGAAAAAAAUUUUGAACGAAAAUGACUGUUGUUAACGAGACAAAACCGCAAGGUUCGCAACAUUUGCUUAAGUACGUUUGUAUCAUAGCUAUUAAUAUGCUUACGGCAGCAGUAUAAAUGGGACAUGUUUAAAACUCGAAAUGGCAAAAUGACUUAAAGUAUUUACAAAUAAUACAUAUUUUUCUUUGAUCGAUUUUCCUCCCUACUAUUCGGUCGAAGGAGUUACCACGCGCAUUCUUGACCCGAGCUCUACACCGUUGCGUGGCCAUAAGAUUUGAAGGCUUGUUGUCACGCGUGGUGUGCGCACGCAAGCUCAUCAUACGCGAGAAAUUAACUGCAGUGUUAUCAGAGACGUCGAUGUGGCGGAGCGUAUUACAAAGAAAAGCUACUGUCAACUUUAACGUACGUGAGGAUGAAGAAGUAUAAGUCCAAAGUCAAAAAUUGCUAAUAGUUCUACAAAGAAACAGGGUAUAUAAUUUCGUGUGAGUCUAUCCUAAAUAUAAACAGGGCAUUGCCUGAUCUGAUUUGCUUAAUGAAAUAUAUUUGCAAACAAAAGCAAUAACUGUAACGUGAAAUUUGCUCUGUUGCAAUUGCCAGUUAAUGGCUUUAAAACAAGACGGCGUGCAGAAAGUGACAAAACCGAGAAGUCCCUGGGGAGAUGAGAGAUCCUUAGUACUAGAAAGAACAAGUGACUGCGAUAACUGCGAUGGCACAACAAAGUUUGUGAGGUCUUGCAUCAGCAUGCUGAGCAGAGUUUUCCCGGUUCUUGGAAGGCAAAGACACAACAACUGGACACGACAAAAUAGAGGAAGUCAUUUGUUUUUACUCUGUAGGAAAGUCAUUUCGCCAUUUCGCUAUUUCGUCAUUUCGUCAUUUCGUGUUUUAAACACGCCCGUGUAAAUGAAACACAGUCAAAAUAUGAUUGCCGCGAUUUAUCAUCAACGUGCCGUAUGGAUCAACUUUUAUCACCAUUCUUGACUUUUUCGUCAGUCGGUAAUUAUAGAAGUAUAUCAUGGACGGAACAUAAAACCAAUGAAGAAGUUUUAAAGAUGGCAAAUACAAAAGGUCAUCAUUACCAAUACUAAAGAAAAGAAAAUGCCAGUAUUUUGGACACGUAAUAAGAGCGAGGUCGAUCAGGCUAAACAUCGGGUCCGGUAUCCUCAGUUAAAGACUUAGGCAUUACACUGGACUCAAUACCUCAAUUUUAAUGAUCAUGUAUAUACGUUAACAUCGUCUCUCCUGUCCACGUUAUAUCAGAUUAGUAGGGUGAGAAACCUAUUUACUAAACCUGUCUUGUCAACUGUUUUGAAUUCUCUUAUUUUUAGUAAACCUUUUUACUGUUCCACUGUCUGGGCAGGCACCUCUAAGCAAAAUCUACAGAAGUUACAAUAUUAUCAGUGCAAAACUUCGCCGCCCGCGUAUUAACAGAUACUAAAAAGUUUGAUCACAUCUCGCCUGUUCUUCGGGAAUUAGGGUGGCCCUCCAUCAAAGAUCAGCUAUUAGUCCGUGAUACUACGCAACAAAUACAAAACAAAAUUAAACAAAAUUGUUAAUAGCCUCGCUCCGUUGUACUUGCGUAGUAAACUCAGUAAGCGAUCAGACGCACACAACUACAGUACGAGGAAAAAGAGACAAUCUAAAUCUCCCUCUUUGCAAAACAGUUACUGCGCAACGGUCAUUUUACUAUCGCGCUGUAAGUGCCUCGAACUCUCUGACCGCAGACACUAGAAACAGCCCGUCACUACGUACCUUUAAGAGGAUCGUCAAACGCGAAUUGCGGGAGCAGACCCCAUACGUUAAAUAGUUAAUAUUUGAUUUAGUUUAGAUCUCCAAAGAGAUGACGUAAUUGUACGCGCAUAGUUUAGGUUUUGAUUUNUUAACAGAUACUAAAAAGUUUGAUCACAUCUCGCCUGUUCUUCGGGAAUUAGGGUGGCCCUCCAUCAAAGAUCAGCUAUUAGUCCGUGAUACUACGCAACAAAUACAAAACAAAAUUAAACAAAAUUGUUAAUAGCCUCGCUCCGUUGUACUUGCGUAGUAAACUCAGUAAGCGAUCAGACGCACACAACUACAGUACGAGGAAAAAGAGACAAUCUAAAUCUCCCUCUUUGCAAAACAGUUACUGCGCAACGGUCAUUUUACUAUCGCGCUGUAAGUGCCUCGAACUCUCUGACCGCAGACACUAGAAACAGCCCGUCACUACGUACCUUUAAGAGGAUCGUCAAACGCGAAUUGCGGGAGCAGACCCCAUACGUUAAAUAGUUAAUAUUUGAUUUAGUUUAGAUCUCCAAAGAGAUGACGUAAUUGUACGCGCAUAGUUUAGGUUUUGAUUUAUACACAGGGUUGAGAGGAUUUAGUGACACUCAGUAUCCAUCUUAUAAGUUAAGUUGAUGUAUUUUCCUCCCUUUCAGGAACUGGAACACUAACAGUGACAAAUCCAAUAUGGGUUAUCAAGACGCGCCUCUGUCUUCAGUACACUGGUUCACCAGCUGCCGUUAUUCAAGCACCGCAAUACAAAGGGAUGAUUGGUAAGAAAGAAGGAAACUUCGCAAGGACUUAUGGGACUGUUACUAGGGACCGGGAAAAAAUUGGCCAACAGCUGACUGGCGCGUCCCCGGUAACAAUCCCAGAAACAAUUGCGGGACGCAUUUCGGUUCCAGUUCUCUGUCGUAUCUAAAGUGGUAAAUGAGCAAACCGGUCGGUUCACGGGUUGGAUGAAUGGUUUGAAAAAUUCAGGCCUAGUAAAUUUCAUUCUGGAAUCGUGUUUACUAUUUGUUUUACAAAUCAGUUCCAUUUACCGAAAAACAGCCGCGAAGGCCUGAAACUGGUAUCAAAGAUAAAUUUUAUCAAAUGACCGCUUUUUCAGAUGUUCCGUUGCUCCCGGAAAUUUUCGGUCAUGUUAAAACGCAGACCAUGCAGACUGCAGACUGCAGACCGUACAGACUGAGGAUUUUUUAAUGUAUCAUUUUUAUUUAUUCAUUUCUUAUUAAUCCUAAUUUUUCUCGCUUGAGAUAUUUUAGAGAAAAAAAAAAUAAAAGAAAAGGUAGUAUUGGUAUAUAAAGGAGAUAGUUUUUUGAAAAAGUUACUCCUACAGGUUUCGGUCUUCCUAGUGUAAAGUCAGUACCAGUGUCUGUCGAUUAGCAGGAAAGGUGAAUUGUGUUCUAUAAUAUCUACAUUCUAUUUUCUUAUUAGUACUUUUUCCAACAAUGAAAGGGUGUCACAGUGUGUAUAGUUGUACACAUACAUGUAUCACUAGCGAUAAAUGUGUAUACAAUAAACACCGAUGCUAAGUCAACCUCGUUCCCAGGUUCAGGCCUCAUCAUCGGGACAUAAUAAUUAUAAAAAUGGCGACUCCAGAGGAACAAAUGAUUGCUUUGUUUUCAGUUGGAUUCUUAAACACUGUACUCGGCACUUAUUAUCAAAGGGUCUAAGAGAAAAUGUCGGAGAUUGACCGGUAGCGUGGGGGAUACACAUAUCAUUGAACCCUGUCUCGCUUAAUUAUAUUUCUUCGGUCACGAUCAUCUAACACAACUCGUAACACAAAUACGUUUGACAGAGAUCAAACCACAUGCAAAGGUGGAAUAUUGUGGCGCUCGCGGGGAAAUACACAUGUCACUAAACCCAGAGCAGAGAUGUGUGUAACCCCUCUAUUUAUUUAUCUAUUUAUUUAUUUAUUUGUUUAUUUAUUUAUUUAUUUAUUUAUUUAUUACCUUUCGAGUCAUCUUUGCUGAAUGAAAUUACGUCAGUCAUACAUGUACUUAUUUAACACGACCAGUGAUAAGGAGAGGAACUCUAACGAAUGUUUACAACAACAUUGCGGCCCAUUAAGACGGAAACUCGCCAGAAAAAGCUGUUUGCGAUUAUUUUGUCUCGAAUCGUUUCUCUUUUGUCGAUUGAGUUGCUCACAAUCUUGAAUCAUUUGUAGUCUCCUUGAUUAUAGAACGUGUGACGAACCCCUAAGAACGUCUGCGUGGGAGAUUACUUGAUGGUGAUUCACAAAAUCCACAAAGAACAACGGAAAUAAAAUCUACACUUGUUUAGAGGGGUCGGGGGGCGGGGGGGAGAUACACAUUUUACUCACAGCCAUAUUGGAGGGGAUACCCAUAUCAUUAGUGAUGUGUACAGGGAUACACAUAUCACUGUGACACCGUGAUAUAUGAUAUCCCCGUGCACAUAUCACUAUUUCUGGCGAGUUUACUUCUUCGUGGGCCGCAACGCCAUUGAAACACAUCACGGGAAAACACAUAUAUCUUUAAAAACAAAUCCUCAGUCUGCACGGUCUGCAGUGUGCAGUCUGCACAUGACCGGGAACUUUUCCAAUAAAGGGACACGAAAAGCCGUUUUCCAUUUACUGUACUUUUUGUAGUGAUAAAAUAACGAGUUCCUCCUUCUAUUACUGAACAGUUAUUUGUCUGACACAAUGUCUGUGUGUACUUGAUUUACAAAGCCAUAGAUCAUACAUGUAUUUGUGUUUAUUAUAAAAUCGUUUCGUAAUUCUUACUUUUUAGAUGCCCUUUUUAAACUUUGGAGACACGAGGGACUCCGAGGAUUAUACAAAGUAAGUUUGCCAUGCUAUGUUGCUUGA